GUCGACCUAGUAGCUGACUGUGUAUGUGUAUGGAAAUGCGUUAAAGGCAUGAAGCAAUUACAGUUUUAUCCUCCUUGAAUUACAAAUUUCAUAAAAAGACACUAGCAAAACUAUUGAUGUGAACUCGAGCUACCAUGACAAGAACCAAUGAGUUGACUUAUUGACAUACUUCCUCGUGUGUCACACGUGACGAACUGUGUAGAGGCUUUACUAUCUUGUGGCCCGAUAGCGUUGUUCUGAGUUUGUAAACUAAAGACACUGCGUAAACUGUCCGUGAAAUGAGAAGGUGACGAGGUGAUAAUCCCUGUUUAGCGCUUGUAAAUUACGUAGACGGCGGAGGCAAUCUAUAUCUAUAUAUAGAUAUAACAUCGAUAUACAGAACAUGGCGUAUAUUCACUGACACCGUAGGAACUGUGUAUUUCCUCCGAUAUUCCUUUCCACGGGACUUCGCUAUACUGUUUGGUAAGAAGAUAAUCUGGAAAGAAAUUCCUUCAACUAACCAUGAAAACAAGACAGACCACAAUCGUGAUGGCAGUUUCAAUCAGCCUAAAUAUCGGCUUAAUGUGCUACGUAUACCUCAAAUCUAAAACACCGGUUAAUCAAGACAUUGGAUUGCGUACCAUGGCAGAGACAUUUGGAAAGAAAGAAUUGCCAAUCGACUCUUCACAUGACAAGUUUUUAAUGGGUCUUCAUCCAGUCACAUUGUCACAAACACAUGCAAGGAACGGUGCAAAUAUAUAUACUAAAGAUAUAGAUAAUAAAAAGUCGCAUACUCUUCCAGUAAAGCAUGUUAAUCCGACAACAUCACAUGAUCCAAAACGUUCUGUUUAUAACUGGAAUGGUCAUACAUGGAAAGAAAAUAAAACUGUCUGUGAGAAUCUCCCUUCGUUCCGUGAAGGCACCCUCCGAACACGAUCGGGGGACACUCCUAUCUUUGUCCAUGAGCCGUCGGUAGAUAAAUACAUCUCGCAAAACAUUUUGAUCUCUGGAACUUGGGAACGUGAUGUAGCCUUAGCUGUUGUGUCUUACCUUCAAGCUGAUAAAGAUCUUCAAUUUGUUGACAUAGGUGCAAAUAUCGGAGUCAUUUCAUUGGAAAUCGCCAAACUUGGUCGCCGGGUUGUAUCGGUGGAACCCUUAAUAGAUAACGUCCAGCGAUUAUGUUCUUCAUAUAACGCAGGUCAUUUUCCUGCAGAUCUCACAAUUGUGUUCAAUGCAAUAUCGGACAUCCACGAACAGGUUGCUCUGGGGCGCGACCAGAACAAUAUCGGGGGCACAUUUGUGUUAAACAACAACCCUAACAAACGGAAUGGAUCUGACGUGAUUUUGAUAGGACAGUACCGCGAAUUAGUCAACACUAUCCUGUUGAAUGACUUACUGUCUUUGCUAUCCUCUAACCCUCUUACCAAGGUUGUUAUCAAACUGGACGUGGAGGGAUACGAGGAUCAUGUGCUGAAUGGUGCCGAUGAAUUCUUCCGUCAGGUUGACGUGCAAACAGUCAUAAUGGAAUGGACAUAUAGUAAACAGCCCGGUACAGCAGAGACUAUCCAGUCGUUUAUGAGUAUGCAUAGCAUGUUCCCGUACGACUUUAAUAACGGGCCGCUUGAAAACCUACCACGUGCAAAAUGGCCUCCUAAUGUAGCCUGGUUAAAGCAAUCACGAACUCCAUGAUAUAUAAUUGUUCACGUAAUAUGUAGAAAAAUAUGGUAGAAAAAUCGAUGGAGCAUUCAUGUUAUAUGUACACACUAUACUACAGACGGCAUAAAGUGUUACAAACAGAGGUAUUUAUGUGAUAAAGAGAGGGCUACCGACAAGAAAUUAUUGCAUAUCAUUUGUAACAAAAAAGGUCAGUCUAUUCUCAAGUUUAAUCUAUCAGUAACGUGUGAGAUAAUCUUAUUACAUUUGUUCAUAGCCAAAUAAUGAAGCGUGUCGUCCAGGGUAACACCCCGUAUCUCCGCAAUGUCUUAAUGCAGAAAUAGUUUUGUCGGUGAAAGUAAUAAAUACUAAUAUACAAAUGAGUUGUUUUCCUUAAUAAUGAAAGGUUUUUACUUGUUUAAUUGAUCAUUUUAUCUUAAAAAUGUUAAAUGAC
Mizuhopecten yessoensis (Yesso scallop) is the source of this 2086-nucleotide messenger RNA. RefSeq lists its product as uncharacterized. The record is from RefSeq and is a predicted model, not a curated record. Lineage: Eukaryota; Metazoa; Mollusca; Bivalvia; Pectinida; Pectinidae. Bases 502 to 1668 code for a protein of 388 amino acids. The transcript is spliced from 4 exons.